AGACAUAUUGAUUAUGUUUAUAUAUUCGUCCCAUUGAAAUAGAAUCAAGGGUCAAACCUCAUUCUGAUCCUGUUACAGUGUCAAAUAUUGCAGCAUGACUUUACUCGGUUUUUCCAAGUUUCGUUUAACAGGAAAACCAGAAAAGGGGCUUGAAGAAGAUUCUCGAUUAAAUUGCCUCGUUGACUUUUCGUGGCAGACCAAGUCCAACAGUAUAGGCUAAAUAUUUUGGCACAGAACUUUUACAUUUCCGGCUCUGUAACAACUUUUUUUCGUGGAACUUGAGGCUUUGAAAGUUCAGAGAGUCUUACAUAUAUAACAUGCAAUUAGGAAGCCUUUUCUUUCAUUAGUUUUGGUUUUGCACACAUUUUACGAGUUCUUUAACAACAUGGAUAAGACUUUUUGCUGUGAUGUCAAAGUCCAACAACCUCGCUGUAUCAUUUUUGGCAAUAGAGUUUUGAAGCUUUGGCUUUUCUUUUUUGUGUUCGUAUCUCUCCUCCUUUUUUCCCAAGGAGAAGAGACCGGUACGAAUGCUAACAAGGUUACUAACAUCGGUGCAAUCAUUGAUGCUAAUUCGCGUAUUGGGAGGGAAGAGAAAACAGCUUUGGAAAUUGCUGUUCAAAAUUUCAAUGACAAUAAUUCAAACAAUCACAAACUCUCCCUCUAUAUUCAGGACUCUGGAAGAAACCCCUUCCAAGCUGCAACUGCUGCUCAGAAAUUGAUUAAAGAAAAAGAAGUUAAAGUGAUCAUUGGCAUGGAGACAUGGGAAGAAGCAGCUCUGGUCGCUGAAAUUGGAAGCCGAGCUCAAGUUCCAGUUCUUUCUUUUGCAGCACCAGCCAUCACACCACCAUUAGCAGCCUCUCGCUGGCCCUUCUUGGUAAGAAUGGCUAAUGGUGAUUCUGAGCAAAUGAAAUUUAUAGCAGCUAUCAUUCGUUCAUUCAACUGGAAAAGGGUUAUAGUAAUUUAUGAGGACGAUGCCUUUGGUGGUGAUUCUGGGAAGUUAGCUCUUUUAUCUGAGGCUCUUCAAGAUGUGGGUUCAGAGAUUGACUACCGAUUGGUUCUUCCACCAUUUUCUUCUCUGUCUAAUCCAAAUACAGUUGUCCAAGGGGAGUUGAUGAAGCUACUGAACAUACAAGCACGGGUUUUUAUUGUUCUUCAGUCAUCCUUACCAAUGACAAUACAUUUGUUUGAAAAAGCUAAGAAGAUUGGACUCGUGGGAAGAGACUCAGCUUGGAUAGUUACAGACACUAUCUCGAGUUACCUCGACUCGUUUAACAAUUCAGUGAUUUCCUCUAUGGAAGGUACUUUAGGAAUCAAGACCUAUUAUUCUGAGGAUAGUAGUCCUUACAAAAAAUUUUAUCCCCAGUUCCGGAAAACUUUCAGAAAUGCAUAUCAAGAGGAAGAUAACUUUCAACCAGGUAUUAACGCAUUACGAGCAUAUGAUGGUAUUGGAAUCAUCACACAGGCCAUGGAGAAACUGAAAAGUGAUGAAACCAGUCCAAAAACAUUGUUGAAAAAUAUUUUUUCAAGCAAUUUUACUGGUUUAAGUAGUGAAAUUCGUUUUAAAGAAGGCAAGCUGUUUCAUGAUCCUAUACUAAGGAUUGUAAACGUGGUCGGCAAAAAAUAUAAAGAGUUGGACUUCUGGUUGCCGGGGCUUGGGUUCUCAAAGAACCUUGUAAACAAAAAUGAAACUGAUUAUGUUGGUGAUAUAUCUGUAGAUUUGGCUGGUAGAGUCACUUGGCCUGAUGACUUAAAGCUAGUUCCAAAAGGAUGGGCAAUGCCUACAAACAUAAAGCCAAUGGUUAUUGGAGUUCCGGCGAGAACCUCAUUUGAGAAAUUUGUUAAGGUUGAAGAUGGUAAGUAUCCAGGCGAGAAGAACUAUGAUGGUUUCUGCAUUGAUCUUUUCUAUAAAGUUAUAAGUGUUCUGGAUUAUGCCCUUCCUUAUCGAUUUGAUCCCCACAAUGGCACAUAUGAUGAACUUGUUCUCAAAGUCUACAACAAGACUUAUGAUGCAGCUGUCGGCGACAUAACUAUACUGGCUACAAGGACAGAUUAUGUGGAAUUUACUCAGCCAUAUGCAGAGUCAGGGUUGUCUAUGAUAGUUCCAGCAAAGUCAGAGGGCUCAGCAUGGAUGUUCCUGAAACCCUUCACCGCGGAAAUGUGGUUGGUGACUGGUGCCAUCUUAACCUACACAAUGUUAAUAGUUUGGUUCUUGGAGCACCAGUGCAAUCCUGAAUUUAAAGGCCCAUGGAAGAAUCAGAUUGGCACAGCACUUUGGUUCACGUUCUCCUCCCUUUUCUUUGCUCACAGGGAGAAAAUUUAUAGUAACCUCACUCGUGUGGUGGUUUUAGUAUGGCUCUUCGUUGUGUUAAUCUUAAACUCAAGCUACACCGCUAGCCUAACUUCAAUGCUCACCGUGCAGCGAUUGGAACCAAAUAUUACAGAUAUUGAAUGGCUAAAGAGGGCCAACGUGAAAAUUGGCUGUGAUGGAGAUUCCUUUGUACGGACCUACUUGGAGGAGGUCCUGGAGUUUAAAAGUUAUAAUAUCGAGAAUGUCAGCAGUGAAUACAAUUAUGAAGGGGAAUUUAAGAGCAGCAACAUAUCUGCUGCCUUUCUUGAACAACCGUAUGGGAAAGUCUUCCUCAGUCAUUACUGCAAGCAAUUUACCACUACCACACCUACGUACAGAUUUGGUGGAUUAGGCUUUGUAUUUCAGAAAGGUUCUCCGAUAGCCACUGAUGUUUCAAGAGCCAUUUUAAAGCUAUCUGAAGAUGGGACCCUAAAGUCAUUGGAAGAAAAGUGGUUUGCUCCUUCCCCAGAGUGUUCAGUCAAUGUAACCGACAGUAGAACCGAUAGCUUGAGCAUCCACAGCUUCUGGGGUCUUUACAUUAUAUCUGGGGCCACAUCCACCGUUUGUUUGCUACUCUUCCUUACUCGCUUACUAAAGAAAUAUUGCCGCCAUCAAGGGGAUUAUGUAGGCAACUUAUCUCCAGUCAAUGUGAGUGUUUGGAUCAAGGCAAUUAGAGUUGCCAAAUAUCUUUAUCAUGGAGAGGUUUGUAUUCAAGGGGAUGCUUCAGCAGCUCCUCCAGCACCUAAUAUCGAUGAAUGGAGCUCUUCAACGUCGGAUUAUGUUCAGAGUCCAAGUCACACUAACAUGGAGAAUCUCGGGGCAUCAUCACAAGAAGAACAAACUGAGAUUGAAAUGGGAUUCCAAGUUGUUAACAAAGAAUCUUUGGCCGAGAUAUAAAUAUUUGUAACUUGUUUCAUAG
Messenger RNA from Durio zibethinus, 3266 nucleotides. Its product is annotated as glutamate receptor 2.7-like. Gene Ontology annotation, cellular component: membrane. Gene Ontology annotation, molecular function: ligand-gated monoatomic ion channel activity. The record is from RefSeq and is a predicted model, not a curated record. NCBI's taxonomy places the organism in Eukaryota, Viridiplantae, Streptophyta, Magnoliopsida, Malvales, Malvaceae.